GCCACCUACCCAGGGACCAGGGAUUGGAGCUAGCUGCCGCAGACAGACCACCAGGUGGGCAGGGUCAGUGCCCGUGUGGCCCCCUCUCUGGGGAUCGGGGAGAUACGCUAAAGGCAGGGGCUGAGGAUUCGCUCACUGCCCACGGCCGGCUGAGCAGGGACAGGAGAAUGAGAGGCCUCCGCUGGCGUUACACUCGGCUGCCCAGCCAGGUGGAGGACACCCUGUCUGGGGAGGAGGGUAACGAAGAGGAAGAGGAGGAGGAGGCAGCUCCAGACCCAGCUGCUGCUCCUGAGGAUCCCACGGUGCCCCAGCUGACAGAAGCCAGCCAGGUUUUGAGUGCCUCGGAGAUUCGGCAGCUCAGCUUUCACUUCCCACCAAGAGUCACCGGCCAUCCCUGGAGUCUGGUCUUCUGCACGUCAAGGGACGGUUUCAGCCUGCAGAGCCUGUACCGGCGGAUGGAGGGCUGCAGCGGGCCAGUGCUGCUGGUGCUCAGGGACCAGGACGGGCAGAUAUUUGGAGCCUUCUCCUCCUCGGCUAUCCGACUCAGCAAAGGCUUCUAUGGUACUGGCGAGACAUUCCUCUUCUCCUUCUCCCCACAGCUGAAGGUCUUUAAGUGGACUGGAAGCAACUCUUUCUUUGUGAAGGGAGACUUGGAUUCACUGAUGAUGGGCAGUGGCAGUGGCCGGUUUGGGCUGUGGUUGGAUGGAGACUUGUUUCGCGGGGGAAGCUCCCCUUGCCCGACCUUCAACAACGAGGUGCUGGCCCGGCAGGAGCAGUUCUGCAUCCAGGAGCUGGAGGCUUGGCUUCUCAGCUGACAGCCCUGCGGCAACAGGUACUUAGCCCUGCUCAUGAUGCCACCCAGGCCUUCCUGACACACGGCAGCCUGUGCUGUUCGAAA
Molecule: messenger RNA, 898 nt
Organism: Pan troglodytes (chimpanzee)
Lineage: Eukaryota; Metazoa; Chordata; Mammalia; Primates; Hominidae
Gene: TLDC2
Product: TBC/LysM-associated domain containing 2
Exons: 7
Coding region: 168-815 (215 amino acids)
Biological process (GO): response to oxidative stress
Cellular component (GO): nucleus
Source: RefSeq, a predicted model, not a curated record